GUGGGCAAGAGGCUAUAGCAGAAGCUAAUGAUCCUUAUGAUGUCUGGUGACAAAGGAAUUUCUGCCUUCCCUGAAUCAGACAACCUUUUCAAAUGGGUGGGACCAUCCAUGAAGCAGCUGGCACAGUAUAUGAGGACCUGAGGUAUAAGCUCUCCCUGGAGUUGCCCAGGGGCUACCCUUACAAUAUGCCUACAGUAAAGUUCCUCACGCCCUGCUACCACCCCAACGUGGACACCCAGGGUAACAUCUGCCUGGACAUCCUGAAAGAUAAGUGGUCUGCACUGUAUGACGUCAGGACCAUCCUACUGUCCAUCCAGAGCCUGCUAGAACCUAACAUCAAUAGCCCUUUAAACACACUUGCUGCUGAGCUCUAG
Messenger RNA from Prionailurus viverrinus (fishing cat), 374 nucleotides. Its product is annotated as ubiquitin-conjugating enzyme E2 C-like. The record is from RefSeq and is a predicted model, not a curated record. The transcript has a single exon. Bases 93 to 374 code for a protein of 93 amino acids. Lineage: Eukaryota; Metazoa; Chordata; Mammalia; Carnivora; Felidae.